Molecule: messenger RNA, 1794 nt
Organism: Pichia kudriavzevii
Lineage: Eukaryota; Fungi; Ascomycota; Pichiomycetes; Pichiales; Pichiaceae
Exons: 1
Coding region: 1-1794 (597 amino acids)
Biological process (GO): nucleotide-excision repair
Cellular component (GO): transcription factor TFIIH core complex; transcription factor TFIIH holo complex
Molecular function (GO): double-stranded DNA binding; ATPase activator activity
Source: RefSeq, a predicted model, not a curated record
AUGGUUCGGAACGAAGACAAUGGAACAGCUGAUCUAUUCAAGUCAACAAUUAAUGAAUAUCUAGACAAUCUUCCUGAAUCUGUCCAUCAACAGCUCUUCCAAUCCAGAGAGACAUGCCUAGCUAUAUUUAGGCUAUUACCCUCAUUAUCAAAGUUCUAUAUUAUGAGCUUAUUAUUUCAUGAUGGAAAUGUUCCAUAUUCGGAUUUGAAUCGAUGGAUAAAGGCGAACAAAAGUGACGUUAAAGGGUAUCAAAAUCCAACAAAAAUAUAUCAAAAUGAUUCGAUUAAAAGAUUGAAAUCUUUGCACAUUUUAAAGGAAAUUAAAAGACAGAUGAUCCACCCUAUCACCAAGCAACCUACCAUGAUCACAUUUGUGCAGCUAAAUGAGACGUUUAGACAAUCAUUCCGGGAUUCCUUGACUGGAUUCUUACCUGGCUCCAAUAAGGAAAAUCAGGAUCAGAUAAUGUUAGCAUCGGAGACAACAACAAUCAACGAAGGAGAUAAAGAGGGCAGUGAUAUUAAGACGCUUUUUGAUGACGAUGCUGAUAGUGGUGGGAAAAUCACUAUUGACUAUUUGGAUAAAUAUUGUUUCGCCAAGUGGGAGAACAUCUUGCAUUUUAUGGUAGGUACAGAAAUUAAGGACAUACCAUCAGUUGAAGUGCUAACCCUAUUGAGAUACUCUGGUUUAAUGGAGCUACCUAGUGAUAGAGAACGCCGAGAAUUGGCCAAUGGUGACAUUGACGAGGACGAUGAUUUGACGUAUGAGGAUGUUAAAUCCUCGAUGAACAUAAAUACCUUACGAGAACUAAAGAUUACAAAGAACGGAUUUCAAUUCUUACUACAAGAGAUCAGCUCACAGAUUUGGACAUUAUUGAUCCAGUAUCUUAUCUUGGCGGAGAAGAGGGAUAUGAAUCCCGUUGAGGUGUUGAAUUUUAUAUUCUUAAUGGGAAGUUUACAGUUGGGACAAGGGUAUGACAUCAAGAUGUUAUCGAGAACGCAAUUGAUAAUGUUGGAUGAAUUGCACAACUAUGGGUUGAUUUACCACAGAGCCAAAAGCAAUGUCUUUUACCCGACCAGACUAGCAACCUCACUUACAAGUGAGAAUUCUACUUUUAAAAGUGCAUCUAAUGCGAUUGACCAGGAGAUUCAGCAAAGACAGCAAGAACAACAACAGCAGCAGCAGCAACGAGGGGAGAAGAUUAGCAAUAGUAACAAAGGCUCAAUCAUUAUUGAAACGAAUUUUAAGUUAUACUGUUACACGAAUUCACCAUUACAAAUCGCCAUAUUGAAUCUAUUCGUCAAUCUCCGGACAAGAUUCUCCAAUAUGGUCACUGGGGUAAUCACGCGGGAGUCGAUUAGGCAUGCACUUUCCAAUGGAAUUACCGCUAACCAGAUAAUCAAUUACCUUGAGACGCAUGCGCACAGCGGUAUGGUUGAGCUGGCCGAGACUGAGUACAAUAAGAAAUAUGAGUUUGAGAGUUCUAUUGGUAAUACCACAGCAAUAGAGCAACUAAGACUAGAAAUUCUGCCGCCAACAGUAGUUGAUCAAAUCAAACUCUGGCAGCUAGAGAUGGAUAGGGUUGAGCCAUUCAAGGGAUUCCUCUACAAGGACUUUAACAAUGAGUUUGAAUUUGAGAAACUCUUGAAUUACGGAGAGGAAAUUGGGGUGAUUAUUUGGAAGGACAGGAAUAAGCGGAAAUUUUUUGUAAGUGAAGAUGGUAAUCCACAGCUAAUCGAUUAUGCCAACAAGAUAGUAAGAAACGGAACAGCAUCAAGAAAUGCAACCCCGUUAUAA